AUGUCCAACCCUCCCCGCCCCCUGCGCAUCGCCUGUCUACAUGGCUUUCGUCAGAACGCUCAACGAUUCCGUCAGAAAACAGGAGCUCUUCGCAAGUCUCUGGAACGCAACAUUCACCUCAUCGACCCCUCCUUGGCCCCCUCCUCCUCCUCCGACGCAGUCGCCCUCGCGGAACUGGUUUAUAUUGACGCUCCAUUUAUCGUGGAGCGCAUUCUCGAAGAGCAAAUCAACCCAGAUUGCAAACCAAAAAUGAGAACAAUUUACUCUCCCAAUACACCCGCUAUUUCUUCUUUGCGGAAUGCUGUAGAUUCUGACCAAACUCUCAAAAACUUGACUCAACGCACUUGGUGGGCCCACGAGGGAAGGAGUUACACCGGGUGGCAGCAAUCUAAAGAAUAUCUUCGUGCUCACUUCGCUGAACAGCAAUUUGACGGUAUUCUUGGGUUUUCACAAGGAGCCGUAAUGACAUCUCUCCUGUGCGCCAUCCAACAAAACCCGACGUACUAUGUCCCAGAAUUUUCCUCUGUCCGCUUUGCAAUUAUGUUCUCCGGCUUUCCUUCCCGUGCAGAUGAACAUCAACAUCUUCUCAUCAAACCUAUGGACCUACCCUCCAUGCAUGUCUGGGGUUUAAAGGAUGAAACGAUCCCUGCGUAUGCUUCGAGAAAACUCGUCGAGAAAUUUCGAAUCGAAGACCGCUGUACCCUGGAACAUAGUAACGGCCACAUGGUGCCCAGCGAUGCUGCCUGCCGAAACAGCGUUUGCGAAUUUCUCCUGCCAUUUGCGAGAGAGCAGUACAAAGCAACCAAGGAGUCGCCUCGGGCUGCCUUGUAGCUGGACUAGUGUCCGCGUGAUUUCACAUGUAGUUGUCCAGAGUCUGAGAGAUCUCUCGUGUUGCAUUAGCUCCGCCCCCUCCUUGAUCGCCCCAACGACCUAUUCGCUUUCGCACGUUGAGCUUCAAGCCAAAUUUCGCGCCGCACAAUUUCAAGGGCAUCGUCGUGAUUGUUUCUCAGGCCCCCGCCCGUGGUGUGCAGGACGAUGUCGGUAGGGUCAGUAACAGUGUCCCUGGACGAUGAUUGAGUGAAGGACAAUUGAAAUAGUUGCAAGAUGUGUCAGUCAGUUAGUACCGAUGCGACACGAGAGAAGCUGGGGUCAAAAAGGCGGGAAGCAGUCGCGUACGUCGGGCGGUGUCGAAUUUCGGCAUCGAAUUGCUCAGCGUUGAUUUGGCCGAGAAGCGAUUGACACCCGGGAUUAAAGACCGAGUAGGCCGAAGGACCAUGUCUACGCUCCCCUAGAUUCCUUGCAAUGAUCACGAAUAUGGUAAGGGCAACGAAAAGCUGGAAGGCCGCAGGGUCAAAUUUGGCGGCGACUGUUGCGGCGACAAGCCAAACAACAAAUGCGAGUAACGACUGGCUGUUCAUAAGGACAUUGAAAGACGCCAGUGGAACAGCUGGGGCUGCCAGUCAGAUAUGCGCGGGGCGAAUAGGUUGAUAUAAGGCCUCUCCGUACAACAAACAGCUCUUCACCUCUACUUCAUCUCUGUCGAUACCGACUCUCGGAAACGCAUGGAGGGUUGCGUAAGGGAAAUUGUUGCCUCGACACAGUAAUCGGAGAGGGCAAUCAUAAUGAAAUUCCUCUCCAAUCGUCUGUCCUCGAUGUGCACUUCAGCACGCUGAGUGGAGUCCCGUUGGAUACCAAUCAGGGCUACAAUCGUUUGCAAUUGAAAGCGGCAGCAAUACUGUACCGUACUUGUAACGAUGAGACCAAUCACGAGCAGGGUAAAUCUGAUCCAAUGGAAGGGUCGUAUUUGGUUCAGGAA
Chondrus crispus (carragheen) is the source of this 1816-nucleotide messenger RNA. RefSeq lists its product as hypothetical. The transcript is spliced from 3 exons. The coding region runs from base 1 to 831 and encodes 276 amino acids. Gene Ontology annotation, cellular component: nucleus; cytoplasm. NCBI's taxonomy places the organism in Eukaryota, Rhodophyta, Florideophyceae, Gigartinales, Gigartinaceae. The record is from RefSeq and is a predicted model, not a curated record.